Molecule: messenger RNA, 7575 nt
Organism: Clonostachys solani
Lineage: Eukaryota; Fungi; Ascomycota; Sordariomycetes; Hypocreales; Bionectriaceae
Source: the annotation of a GenBank genome assembly
AUGGCAACGCCAUCGUAUUCGAUAGACUCAUUCCACAUCAACAUCGGCACAGGAGACAGCGCCAUUCACCUCCUAGUCCAGAACCCUGACAAGGACACGCCUAUCUUGGCAGACCCGCCUCCUAGCGACGCUCCCACGAUUCUUCGCGCGACUCUCAUCGACGGCGGCGAGCAGCGAGCCAACCCAACUGCACCAGGUUCGCGCAAGCGGUCCGCCACUGCAAGUGCUGCUCCGUCGGCGAACGCGCCUGAGAACAUCAAAGCAGCCAUCAGAGAAAUCAAGAAGCGCUACGUUAUGGGCGACCGGGGCUCUGACAAGAAGGACGACGAGUACAUGCGCUUUGAUAGUAUCGUCGUCAGCCACUGGGACAGUGACCACUAUGGUGGCAUCGUGUCGCUCAUCCAGCAUGACUUUGAAGACCAACUCGGAAAGAUAACUUCAACUGGGCCAGCUAAGAAGACCGAGUUGGAAAGUAAAUCAUGCCGCUACUUCCUCUACGCGAACCCUGCGGACAAGACCAGGGGUUUGCGAACGACGUUUUAUGCUCCUUACUGGAACAAGAAGUACAAGAAGCCAAUAAAAACGGACAACCCCGAGGAGCUGCAACUGGUCGAUGGCCUGACGCCGACACUGCUGUUUGCGUACAAGGACGACAGCAAGUUCACGGCUCGGAUCGGUAAUCUGUGCGAAAUUCGUUGUACGCCCGAGGACAUCAUUGGCUCCAACAUCUUGGAUAACAGAAAACUCAAGGAUACUGCUCCGUAUACUACAAUAAAGACCCCGGACAUGUUGGUUGAGGAGAUGGAUGGGACGGAACUUGUGCCGAAGACAUUGGGUUAUGCGCCUGUUGGCAUUUACUGCGUUGCUUCCACGUGCUGUGUCAUGGGACUGGAUACGCCUAUUCUGAAAUUAUUUGAGCGAGGUCAAAAAUUCAUUGUAGACGAUGACAAGCUUACCAAGUCCAACAAAGCGUCCAUUGCCAAUCUGGUCAUUUGGAACGAGCCCGCAAUUGAGAUUUCCCACUACUUCGCAGGAGACUCGUGGUACAAGGUGGAAAAUGCAGUGUGUGAGUGGACACAAAGGGGUCCAGGUGGGACAACAGUGGAGAGGAAGGUGAGGAAUAUGAAGCUGAGUCAUCAUGGAGGACAGGGCUCGACUCCAACCAAACUGAUUGACGUUUUUGAUCCUUAUAACAUCAUCAUCAGCGCGGGAACCGAUCAUAACCACCCGUCGUGGUUGACAUUGUUCUAUAUCAACGCUUGGAUGAUUACAAAAGAGAAACGGCCGGGCACUGUCUAUGCCACUAGGUAUCCAUACUAUGGUAAUAAGGUGCUGGAGCCGUCGGAUGCAACACUUGAAAAAAGAGCCGCAACAGGCAAAUCACCCAAAAAACCACUUCAGAUGUUUUCCCACUGGGAUUAUGCCCAAGGCCACACACCCUCCGAGAAUAAUUUGAAGGAUGGGUGGGAUGCACUGAAGAAGUUGUACGAUUCCCUUGCCGUACCGCUAGACCUCGCACCUUGGAUCAGACCUCAGGAGCAGGCCAACGAAUGGUAUAACCGGAUCGAAAGUGCAGCAUUGCAGACGUCCGAGGAAACGGUGCGCUGGUUCGUGGAUCAGGUGUGGAAAGCCUGGCGUGAUAACCUGAGCUUGCUGGAUGCGCCCCCAGAACCAACCCCGUCUGCAACCCCGUCUGCGGAUUGGGAUUCCCACCUGAACGAGAAGCAGGUAGCUGCGGGCCGGGAUAUCUGCUAUGUCUGGGUGCAGUCGUCACAAAAGGUCAGCACGGCCCCCCCUUUUCUUUCAGUGGAGCAUUCUAUUGGUGUGCUGUACCGUACAGACGCGACGGGGUCGAAGGCAACAGUGUUGGAGUGCAGGAGCAGGCCUGCUACGAGCACGCUGGCGGCACACUCUGCUGUUUCGACAGUGAAACCUAAGUCGGGAAUCCCUUCGCGUCAGCUGUACCCGGAUGUGACUUGGACACAAUGCAAGCCUUGGCCAGAAGGUUUUCGGAGACCCGGGCCUGUGGCUGCGGCCGUAGUGGAUGGAAUGGUCGCCUCACCGCCAGUUGUCGAGGAGAUUCUCGACGUUCCUAUUUCCUUGCCUCUGAGGCCAAAGGAACAACCAGAGACGGAACAGAUCAAGUCAAAAGAAGUGUCGGCCCGGCUUAUAGUGGGGGAAGAAUCUGUUAAAACACCCGUCGCCGUGCCUCUCGUGCCCGUAGAGGAACAGGAACGAGGAAGGGAAGAGGACACGCUGGCUGCUGAUGGCAUUCGAAAGUUGACCGGUGAUGCUCAAGCUUCUGAUGGACAUGACGACACGCUUCGAAGCGAGGCCAUAGAAGAAGUCGAUACGACUGGCAUUGGCGGCUCUGGUCAUCAAAAUGGCAGUGUCAAUCCAAACCCAUCCACUGACGCUGACAUCUCUGAUCGUCAGGAUACCCAUCAGCCCGAGUCGACAAACACAGACGCUGACAAUCAAACCUCAACAAGCAACACCCAAGCCAACACUCACGACGAAAGCUACAACAACGACAAUAGCAUUGCAAAGAUGCCCGGCAACCGCACAAACACCGGAGAAGGCAUUCCCCUCCUCCCCAUCCCCAUUAUGCCCGAGGAUCCCCUCCACCCAGCGCCCCCAGCACCCCCGGACGCAGAUCAAGUCUUCUGGAUCGGCACCAAAGCGGAUAGCGACACAGAGGUUCCCACAGACCCAACCAUCAAGCUCUUCCUGGCCCAGCUUCACCUACGGGCCUUUGGACUCCAAGCUAAGCCCAAGAGCAAGGAGAAAACCGCCUUUAUCGCUGAAGAAGAGUGGAACUCUUGGUUCGCCGAUGUGCUGGAGACGUUUGCGCCUAUUGAGAUGAUGACUGAUGAUCAACUGCAGCCGUCGUCGUUCAAUUUUGCGAUGAAGUUGAUGCAGAAAGACACACUCAAAUUUGAUACCAUGUCUGUAUACAAGGCGUUUAAGAUGGAGCAGGCGAAGCAGCCCAAGUUAGGAUUGCCUGACGGGACGUUCAUCAUGUUCGGCUUGAACACAGACAAACCGCCUGGGGUGACGGCUUCACUGACGGACCUGCUCAAGUUCAGUCAUCAGGAUGGUCUCGCCGAUAAUCCACUGAUCGCAACACUCGGCUCUACCAUAACUCUCGAUCUAGCCACCCAAGAUGGGUCCCGUAAUGCGAUCUGGUUCGAGCCGGGUAAUGCCUACCGUGUCACUCAGCGUCUCCAAUGGGACGUGCCUACCGACGCCAUCAACAAAUUCUUCACCGAUUGCGGCGUCAAAAUUGAGCUCAAAGACACGGCCAUCGUUACUCGACGAACAACUUCCUGGCGUCCCGGCCCGAAGAUGAUCUCGACAGGUUCCAUCGCUUUCCAAUCUACUGUCAACAUUGGCAGUUCCCCUAAUCUGGACCUCACAUCGACCAUUACUCUUGGCGAGAACAGUCUCAGCAUUUCCAUUAUCGCUACCAAGUCGGCAUGGCAGGAAUUUGUCACAUGGAUCACCAGUGUUCUUGCCAAGGCUGCUGGCGACAUGACUCUCAUCUCAGAUACCCUAAAUGAGUUGGGCGCUUUCAUUGGCAAAUUCAUUGCUCCUCGAAGCGUGUCCCUUUCCUUUCACCGGACGGGCGCGAAGACGACGCUUCGAAGUUGGUCCAUUGCUGUCGAGCUCUCUGUCAAGUCUGUGCCCAUUUUGGUGUCGUACGAUAGCUCGUCUAAGAUGCUUCGUGGCAAGCUCUGGCUCGUGUCCGCGACUGAGUCAACGCUUCUUCUGCCUUAUUACGAAAGUGGUCUUGACUUGAAGCCCUUGACUGCGAAUUACAAGGCCCCUAUGCUGCUGACGGAUCUUUCCGACUCCAUCACUGAGGCUGACCUUCCCCGUGGUAUUCCCAACGCCAUCGGACACGCAGAAAUUAUUGUCGACUCGGCAAAUAAGGCUAUCAGCUUUUCCGCCAGCCUCGACACUGUGCCUUCAAAAAGUGAUACAGGAAGCGUCCCUCCCAUCUACCUUGACAGCUUUGAUUUGUAUGUGUCCUACAGCAAGGCAGAUGGUCUUGACAUCCUGCUACAAUUUGAAGUCGUCAUCGGUGGCCAACCUCAACCUAGUGGCGGUGAUGCUGUCGUGGAGCUUGAUGAGGAAGAUUCAGACGAUGACAAUGGCGCUACAAUAACUGGUGGGAUUUCCUUCACUUCAAAGGAUACUUCGUGGCUUCUCUAUGGUUCUAUUGAAGCACUCAGUUUUGACAUGAUGUACGAUCUUCUUGACCCUGAUGCCUCGGAUGAUGUUUCUGCCAUGCUCAGCCACUUUGUCAUUACUGAUCUGGAGAUUGAGUAUCAAUACGGCGAUGGCGGAAAGGGUUCCUCUUUUGACAUUGCAGGCAAGCUUCUGCUUGGACCUCUAGCCCUCGAAAUGAGUUAUCACUACGAUAAGGAUGGCUGGCUCGUCAAGGCAGAUCUUGCAACCGUCGAUGACAAGAAGAUCACUCUGGGUGACAUUAUUGACGAUCUCACAGGCAAUCACGGCGAUGAUGGAGACAUUCUACCCGAAUUCAUUCUCGGCAUCCCCCUCACCACCGGUAGCAAGGACAAGAUCAUCACUGUGCGUUGCGCCAAACACGCCAAGGGUAAUGGCAAGCCAACAACUCCUGAUACACCCCGUGACCAAAGCUACCUCCUCUUCCAGGCUGAAGUCCACAUUGGCAUCUUCACCAUUGGCUUUACCCACUACCGUGAUCUAAGUGUCACCUCCUCCAAGCCGACCCCGCCAAAGAGAGUCUUCAAGCUGUACAUGAAUGGUAUUCCUGCCGUGACAGUUCCUACUUUGGGGCAACUUCCUCAACCAUUCGAUGAGAUUGCAUUUGUUUACAUUCAGGACCAGGCCACUGAUGUGACCAAAUCGCUUGUCCCCGGAUUGACAGCAGAUGAUGUCAAGAUCAUCAACGACGGGAUGAGAGACGCCAAGAGCGGCCAAGGCGGUGACUGGCUCAUGUUUAGAGAUACGAGGAAACCCGGUGCAGGCUCUUCAGACACUGUCAUGCCAGCUGGAGCUCAUUUCAUCAUCAUCAUGAAGUCCGGCAACGAGAGAAAGGCCAUACUUGACUACACUCUCGGCAGAAAUAAGAAAAACAAGUCUCAAAACAACGCUGAGAGGGCCCUGGACAUCGCAGCAGGUGGUAGUGGCGGCCAGAAUGGCAAGUCUUCCAUGGCAGCCAUGAAGAAGACGGUCGGGCCCAUCAACCUUGCGAAUAUUGGCCUCAAGUACGAGAAGAAGAAACUUUCCGUCCUACUCGACGCCUCUUUCCUACUUGGUCCCGUCGGCUUCACUUUCAUCGAGGCCCGUAUCAGCAUCGACCUCGGCAAGAACAUUCUCAAGGACUUUACUCUCACGGAUGUGUCCUUCGGUCUUUCGGGUCUUGCUGUGGCCUUUGACCAGCCGCCUGUCCGUCUGGGUGGUAUCUUUGUCUAUAAAGACACGGACGACAUCAAAUAUUUUGCUGGUGGCAUCGUCGUCGGCAUCGAUCCUUAUCAAUUUAUUGCGGCUGGCAUGUACGGUCACGUCAAGAAACCCACCGAGUAUGACACAGCCUUCGUCUUUGCCAAGCUUGAGGGUCCACUCGUCACACUUGAGUUUGCCGAGAUAUCGGGCAUCACUGGCGGUUUCGGAUACAACAACGAUGUUAAGCUUCCCACCAUUGAGACAGUCCGUCAAUUUCCCUUCCUCAGCGGUGCCAUCGAUGCCAGUGGCAGUCUGCUAGACUUCCUCGGUAAUCUCGUCAGGAUCGACGGUCAAGGUUCCUUCAGCCCGAAACAGGACGCCAUGUGGCUUGCUGCUGGGUUGAAGGUUAGCGCCUUGGAGAUGAUCGACAUCGAUGCCGUUUUUGUCGUUAGCUGGAACCCUGCCGUUUCGAUUGGCAUCUUUGGUGUUGGUACGGCCAAUAUUCCCAAGACCAAGAAGGGAGGAAGAACAUUUGCUCAUGUUGAGCUUGGAAUCCUAGCCGUUAUUGACUUUGGCGCUGGUGUUUUCAAGGUUGAGAUGCAGCUCGCUCCUAGUUCAUACGUCUUUGACCCGAGUUGCCGUCUCACUGGUGGCUUUGCCCUUUACUACUGGUUCAAUGAUAAGGUGCCUGAUCGUAAGGGCGAAUGGGUAUUUACCAUUGGUGGUUUCCAUCGUUCCUUCAAGCGGCCAGACUACUAUCCAAAUCCACCUCGUCUAGGUAUUCACUGGCAGGUCUCUAAUGCUAUUAGCAUUGUUGGCGAGGCCUACUUUGCCGUCACUCCCAAAUCCUGCAUGGGCGGCGGUCGUCUUCAAGCAACUUUGACAGCCGGUCCCCUUCGAGCAUGGUUCUCCGCUUGGGCUGAUUUCCUCAUCAAUUACAUGCCGUUUGACUUUACUGGCCAGGUUGGCGUGUCAGUCGGUAUCAGCUGCAAGGUCGAUCUCCUCAUUACCAGUUUCACUGUUAAAACCUCCAUCGGGGCUCAACUUGACCUUCUCGGACCGCCACUACGUGGAAGAGUCAAGGUCGACUUCUGGGUCAUGUCGUUCCACGUCAACUUCGGCCCCGAUGCCUCCAAGGGUUCUCUCCCCGACCUCGACGGCUUUUACAAUAUGGUUCUCCAAGCAGGCUCGCCAGAGUCCAUGGCAUCAUCAUUUCUCACCGCUGCAGCACCAGCACGCCAAUCUAUACUGGCGUCCGACGAAAAGAAACCACACGUCUUCACCUGUCGAGGCGGUAUGCUCGAGAAUGCCAAGAAGCUAGACAACGUCGAGACCAAAGAAUCAGAGGUGUGGCGUGUCAAGGCCAACGAAUUCGCCUUUGCCAUAGAUUGUCGGUUUGUAUUGACGUAUGCUACCAUCUCACUCCCGAACGAGUAUGGCACGCCUAAGGAGUUGAAGCCGUGGGAGUCGUCGCCCCAGGAUAGGCUUUACGCGAAGCCGAUGCAGUCGAAGGACGAGGUCACUUCGAACUUGUCAAUUGAUGUGCAACCUGUGGUUGAACUGACAAUGUUCGUGGAGGAGGAGGACAGGCAGGCGGAUGAGAAUUGGCGAGUGGCAGAGAUUAUCAAGGAAGCACCUUCUGCUCUUUGGGGUCAAUAUGACCGUUCCCAAAACCCUCGCGAGACAGGAAAUAACAAUAUCGGCGGUCUUCUCAACGGGGACAAGGGCACUCUCCCCAAACUCAUGGGUCUUCAUAUCCUCCCUCCAAAACCAUAUCUCGCAAACGACAAAAUCGGUGUCUUUGAUGCCAUCGAGGCCAUGAAACAAUCCGUCUUUGAGAGGAAGGAUUGUCCAAAGUUUAUUGGGUAUGAGAAUGGGGAUACAAAUCUCUAUCCCGCUGGACGAGACAAGAACACGUAUGAGGAUAUCAGAACGUUGUGGGCGGCUGAUUAUGGAACUAAGAGAGAGGAUAUAUUGGAUGCGCUUUGGGACGGACUCGGAUGGGACGAUACGAAGGGGAAGACGAAGCCGAAGGAGGAGGAAAAGUCGCCGCAGAGGUUGUCCGCUGCUACGCCUGAGCGACUUGUUGAUGCGCUGGGAAAUUUGUAUAUGGCCGCUCCGCAGGUUACCGUAGGUUAG